AUGGCUAAUUCUUCUCACUGCUAUCUGCCUCGCUUCACUCCGGCGAUCGACGGGCCAAAACGCCCGAUUUCGAUGAAGACGAGACCGACGCCUUCGCAACAUGCGCAGUUAUUAACCGCAUGGCACGAAGGGCGACUGGAAUCGCUAUUGCAGACCACUUGGGCCCUGGUAUUGCACUACUAUAUCCGCUCCGAGGAUAUCUGCUUCGGCUAUCAACACAUCGACGGCGACUCUAUUUCUUCUCGACACCCUGUACAGCGGUCGAGUAUCGCCAAUCUGUUAGCUUUCCGGCUGGCCAUCAACGAGAACGACUCCAUUCAGGAAAUUGUAGAUAAAGUGCGAGACCACGAUGGAGUCGACUCGCAGCGUGGGGGUGCGGGAAGCGAUGAGGGCGCUUCUGAGGGAGGCUACUUGCCUUUCAACACCAUCCUGAUGCUGCGCACAUAUCGCAAGGCGAACGAUACACCCUCAUCGCCACUUUCCCAACAACCAAUUUUGGCAACCGCUCUCCCCGACCAGUGCCAAGUUCGCCUCCAUGUUAAGGUGUUGCGCCGCGACAUCAGCCUCUUCCUGGAAUGGCGGAACGGGGAUAUGUCUGGGGAGCAGAUGAAAAGCGUUGCCAACAUCUUUGAGCAGAUGCUUGCGCAAGUGCUUUCACCUGGGAACACCGCUAUUAGCCAGCUUAAUUUGUUCUCGGAGAACGACUUGCAGCGCAUCCGCCACUGGAAUUCGCAUACUCCAAAGCUGUACGAUCGAACCAUUCACGAUGCCAUUCAUGACCAGGCCCUGAGCGGCCCUGAUAGAGAGGCUGUGAGUGCGUGGGAUGGAAGUUUGACGUUCUCAGAGCUCGAUGGGUUGGCUUCGAAGCUCGCGUGCCAUCUCCGCAUGCAGGGUGUUGGCCCUGAAGUGCGUGUUGCGCUUUGCUUUGAUAAAUCGAAAUGGAACAUCGUUGCGAUGCUUGGCGUGAUGAAGGCGGGCGGCGCCUUCGUCCCAUUGGAUCCGACCCACCCAACCUCGCGUUUGCAACGUUUAAUUGAGUCUGUUAAGGCGGCAGUGGUUUUGUGUUCACCAUCGCGCGCCGAGGCUCUUCGACCUAUUGCGAACACUCUAAUUCCACUCUGCGCUGAUACUCUGGAAGGACUAUCGGACCCUGCGGAGGGCGUCGACCUUGCAUCGGGUGUUACCAGCCAGAAUGCCGCCUAUGUUUUGUUCACUUCCGGGUCAACGGGAGAGCCCAAGGGCACCUUGUUGGAGCACCGCGCGUUCUUGUCAAGCGCAAUGGUGCAUGGCCCUGGUCUGCGUGUCUUCCGUGAGACACGAGCCCUCCAAUUUGCGGCUCAUACUUUCGACGCCAGUUUGGCUGAGUCGCUGACACCCCUGAUCCACGGUGCAUGUGUCUGCAUUCCUAGCGAGGAACAACGAUUGAAUGACAUUGUGGGGUUCAUAAAUGAGCACCGGGUCACUCAAGCAUGCUUUACCCCGUCAUUCAUCGGCUUUAUUGAAAUCGACAGCGUGCCCGGAUUGCAGAGUCUCGUUUUGGCCGGCGAGGCAAUGUCCCAGUCCCAACUGGCGACAUGGUCCAGAAUCAAAUUGGUCAAUGGUUACGGCCCUACCGAGGCCAGUGUCGCAUCCGUGCUGAACUCGAAUGUCACACCUACCACCGAUUGUAAAGAUAUCGGCCUACCCAUCGGAGUUCGCUCAUGGGUGGUCAAUCCUGAAAACCAUGAUGAACUUGUGCCAGUGGGCUGUCCUGGAGAACUACUUCUUGAAGGGCCGACGCUCGCUCGUUGCUACGUGAACAGCCCCGAGAAAACGAACGACUCUUUCAUCUACGAUCCUGCCUGGGUGAAGCUUGAUGCUGGAAGAGGGUCUAACCGCAGAUUCUACAAGACCGGAGAUUUGGUGAGGUACAACUCCGACACGGGUGCGCUCAACUACGUCGGUCGCAAAGACACCCAGGUGAAGGUUCAUGGUCAACGAAUCGAACUGGGCGAAAUUGAGAAUCAAUUGAACAAGGACACUCUCGUGACGCAUUGUUCUGUUUUCUUUCCCAAGUCCGGUUUCUCCAAGGGCAGGCUCGCAGCUGUCAUUUCCUCGGUGGGGCUCCUUGCAGAACAAUCGGACUCAGAUUUAGAGCCCUUGCGUUUGCUAUCAUUGACACAGAAAUCGAAAAUCGUGCCGGAAAUUCGCGAACGACUGUCUGCACGUCUACCUACGUAUAUGGUGCCCUCGGUCUGGCUCUGUGUCGAAGCCAUGCCUUUGCUACCAUCUGGCAAGCUUGAUCGAAAGGGCAUUGCAGGCUGGGUGGCCGAAAUGGAGCAGGAUCCCGAUAUUGCGCAGGCUGGUUCUGCGCCUCAACAUCGAGGAGAAUUAUCUCAACCUUCUAAUGAGAAUGAAGAGGCUUUGGUCGCUGUCUACAGCCGCGUUCUCAAUAUCCCCCAGAAUCACGUCAGCCUAGAAGAGAGCUUCCUCGCCAUGGGUGGUGACUCGAUUGCUGCCAUGACUUGUAUUGGAAUGUGCAAGAAACGCGGCCUUGCUCUUUCAGUUCAAGAAGUUUUGCGCAGCAAGUCGAUUCGGGAUCUGGCGUCGCGGGCUCGAGCCAUUGAUCAUGCGACCACAUACCAGGAGGCUGUCGACCAACCAUUUGAACUCUCUCCCAUCCAGGUCCUGCAUUUUGGUGUGCGGAAAGAAGGUCAGGGUCACUUCAACCAAGGCAUUAUCACUCGUCUCAAUAAGCCUGUUGAUGAACAUACCCUACGCCAGGCGAUUGAAACACUUGUCUCCCGUCACUCCAUGCUCCGCGCUCGGUUCGAUGAUUCGGGUUCCGCAACGGCUUCAAAGCAGCGCAUUACCCAAGACGUGAAGGGUUCCUUCCGUCUCCGAACUAAUAGCGUCAACACCAUUGAAGAGACAAAGACCUUCAUUGCAAGCAGUCAAGGUUGCAUCAACGCGUUUUCUGGGCCCCUAUUGGCCGCUGAUUACUUCCGCGUCAAGGGUCAGGAGAAGUGCCAUGUAUUGUCUUUGACUGCUCAUCAUCUUGUGGUCGACAUCGUGUCAUGGAGAAUUAUCCUAGAAGAUCUGGAAGACUUCCUCGUCAAUCCUGGAAAGGCCUCGAGCGAGAACGGAUCUCUGCCUUUCCAGACUUGGUGCAAAUUGCAGGAGGAACAUUGCAAGGACUUGAUCAAGGAGAGAAAGGCGGCAAUCGAUCAGCUGCCGGCUAUCGACUUUGGAUACUGGGGGUUGAAGAAUAGCCAGACGACCUAUGGCGAUGUGGACUGCGCAUCUUUCGAGAUUGAUGCUGUCCACUCAAACUCGAUCAUUAUGGAAUGCCACAAAGCCUUGAACACUGAGCCACUUGAUCUGUUCCUGGCCGCGAUGCUCCACUCAUUUGGCAAGUCUUUCAACGAUCGAUCCUUGCCAACAAUUUACAAUGAAGGACAUGGCAGAGAAGUCUGGGAUCCCUCAAUCGACAUCUCUCACACUGUUGGCUGGUUCACUAUUCUUCAUCCGAUCUUCAUCUCGGAUUACAAGCCGGAUAGUGUAAUCGACACUCUCAUCCAGGUCAAGGACCUUCGCCGACGUGUCUCCGACAAUGGCCGGGCGGAAUUUGCUAGCCGUGUGCUUCAACUCGAAGGCAAGAAGAGUGGUCGCCACCCACACCCAUUCGAGAUGUCUUUCAACUAUGUCGGCCAGCACCGUGACCUCCAGCGUACCGAUGGGCUAUUCCAGCUUGUGGAUCAAAUGGCCGGUGAAGCGGGUCAAGGUAGUGAUGCUGCCGAUUUCGGAAAGGACACGCCCCGGUUCGGUUUGUUUGAAAUCUCAGCCAUGGUUGUUGCUGGCAAGAUUCGCUUCACCUUCUCUUUCAACAAGUUCAUGCAGCACCAGAACCGCAUCCAUGAUUGGGUCUCCAACUGCCAGCAGCAACUGGUUUCGCUGGCAGAGCAACUCACAGCAAUGGCGCCUCAUUUGACGCUGAGCUCUUUCCCAAUGCUGUCUAUGAACUACGAGAGCUUGGAUAAGUUGCUGAACCAAAAGUUGCCUGCAAUUGGUAUCACUUCCCCAGAUAUGAUGGAAGACAUCUAUCCUUGCUCUCGCAUGCAGCAGGGUAUACUCCUUGGUCGCACUAGGGACAGCUCUUACUAUGCUGUGCAUGAUACAUUCGAGAUCCGUGGCAGCGGAGCAACUAAGCCAAACAUGGAUCGUCUGCUGGAGGCAUGGCGACAUGUCGUCUCCCACCACGCAAUGCUCCGGACCAUCUUUGCUGAGAACCUUACUCCUCGGGAUCCCUUCUGCCAAGUCGUGCUGAAAGAGUAUGAUAUUUCUCCAGUCAUUCUCCAGUCUUCCAGCGAGAAGGAUGUUUUGGCUACCUUCGAUGCUCAGACACCCAAGGAUUACAGUGAGAUUUCCCCUGCAUACAGGUUCAGUAUUUGUCAGACCCCCUGUGGCAAGCUCUUCUGCCGCAUUGAACUCAGCCAUGCUGCCAUGGAUGGCAAUUCGAUUUCUAUCCUGAUGCGCGACCUGCAGCUGGCUUAUUCUGGCAGGCUUGAGGAAAGCAGACGGCCAUUGUUCAAGGGCUACAUGCAAUAUCUGCUCGAUGCGCCACAGGAAGCUAGCAUUGAUUACUGGCGCUCGUACCUUUCCGACGCCAAGCCGUGUCUAUUCCCUGUUCUCACGGAUGGCGAGAAGCCUGUCGAGAAGAGCCUCCGAUCCGUUCCUGUUAACUUUGGCUCUCUGACUCAGUUGCAAAGCCUUUGUGAGAAGAAGGGAAUCACGCUGUCCAAUGUAUUCAAUGCGGCCUGGGGUGUCACCCUGCGUCUGUUCUGUGGCUCGGAUGAUGUUAGCUUCAGCUACAUGGCUUCUCUUCGUGAUGUGCCAGCCGAUGGCGUUCAGUGGGUCGUUGGCCCUGUCAUUAAUCUCAUGGUCUGUCGCAUGAAAGUUUCCGGCGACUCCCUCCUCACGGAUGUCCUGGAGCAAAUCCAGAAUGACUACAUGGAGAGCCUCCCAUACCGACACACUUCCCUCAUCGACAUCCAGCAUGCACUUAAGCUGUCAGAUGCGAACCUGUUCAACUCUGGCGUCUCAUAUCGCCGUCUACCUGGUGCCAAGGAUGCUGUCAGCAGCGACAUUGAGUGUGUGGAGAUUGGCUCCAUCCACGAUCCAGCUGAGUUCCCGGUUUUCAUCAACAUUGAGGCGAUGGACACCAAUGCUCGGAUUGACCUGAAUUACUGGACUACCAAUCUCUCCGAUGCCCAAGCCAGCAAUGUUGCGAACACAUACCUCCGCUGCCUUGAGAGCAUUUUGACCAAUUCUGAGAGCCAGAUCGGCCAACUCGACUGCGUCAGUGACUCCAACAAGGCUCAAAUCCAGGCAUGGAACAAGAAGACUCCCAAAUACGUUGAUCGGUGUACGUAUGAAGUCAUCCAUAAGGUAGCUAAGCAAAAGCCGGACUCUUUGGCUGUCGCCGCUUGGGAUGGAAAUCUCACUUAUUCCAAGUUGGACCAGUACUCGUCCAGACUGGCCAGCUAUCUUGUGACCUUUGGAGUUGGUCCCGGAAGUCUGAUCCCUACAUGCUUUGAGAAAUCUGUCUGGAAUACUGUUGCCAUGCUGGCUGUCAUGAAGGCGGGUGGUGGGUGCAUUCCUGUGGACGACAUAAAGACCAUGGGUCUCAUCGAGAAGUGGGUUCUUGACAAUGCUGUUCAAGUUGCUCUCGCCUCCCCUGAGAAGGCUCAGAUUCUCGAGGAGACUAUUCCAUAUGUCAUCCCUGUCAGUGAGUCUCUUCUGGAGUAUCUCAAUGAUGAGCCACUCCCUGUGACAGCUGGUUCGUCUGAUCCGGGCUAUGUUGCCUUCACCUCGGGCACUUCGCGCCGUGCUCGUGGCGUUGUGCUCGAGCAUUGCACCAUUAUGACCCGCGCAGAGGCAUUUGCAUCUUGCCUCAACCUCUCGGAUUCCUCACGGACCCUGCAGUUUGCUGCCCAUACCUCAGAUUUGUUCUUGCUUGAAACCAUGGGAACUUUGAGCCGCGGCGGUUGUCUGUGCAUCCCCGCCGAUGUUGAGCCAGCCAACCUCGCUGCUUCUAUGAGUGUUCUACAUACCAACGUGGCUUGCAUCACUCCAACUGUCGCCAAUUUCAUGACCCCGAAAGAUGUUCCCAGUCUCAACACCGUGGCCUUUGUUGGAGAAGCAGCACCCGAAAGACUCUUGCAGAACUGGACGUCAGUAAGUCUCCGGGUCCAUCUUCUGUAUGGCAAUACCGAAGCUUCAACGGCAUCCAUGCACUGCAAGGUUGUCGGCCAGGUGACAGAGGCUUGCAUUGGAUCGGCAAUCUCUAGUGUCUCCUGGGUUGUUGAUCCGACUAACCAUAAUGCCCUUGUUCCCAUCGGUGCAAUGGGCGAACUGGCUAUCGAGGGCUCCGUUGUUGCUCGCGGCUACCUAGCUGGCACCAAGGAUGGAGAGUCCGAGUUUUUCGAGAAGCCUGCAUGGAUUUCUGAUUUCCCUGGUGCCAAGAACCGUAAGUUCCUCAAGACCGGUGACCUUGUCAGGUACAAUGCCGAUGGCUCUUUGGUCUUCCUUGGUCGAAAGAGUCCUCGCAGCAUGUGUUCCGAUCGCAUGGUCACACAGCAAAUUGUGGAUGAAUUCCUGGGACCAAAACGAACGUGUGCCGUGGACAUCAUGAGACUAUCAGGAGAUUCUUCAGACAGCAUUGUCGCCUUCAUCGGAUCAUUGCGAUCCGCGACUGGGGCUCCUGAUGAGGAACUCAUCCCCAAGUCCGCGCCUGAGUUGAAGUCCAUCAUCGCCUCGCUGCAUUCCCAUCUGGCCAGCAAGCUCCCAGCCAGCAAGGUUCCAAGUGCCUAUGUCCCUGUUUCCACCCUUCCCUUGACUGCAUUUGGCAAGCUAAACUACCAGGCUCUGAGGGCUUCGCUUCAAGCUCUUCCCGACAGCGUGCUGCGAUCAUUCAGCAUCAAACACUGGGCCGGCGUCAGGGCCGCAAACCGUGCAUCCUUUGGUUCCGGCAUCUCGAAUAACCACAUCAACUUCUGGAAAGAGUAUCUCGCUGAUGUCGAGCCGUGCAACUUCCCGCCCAUCUCCCACGACACGACGGAAUUAGAACGCUCAACCCGGACUCUCAACAAGCAGACGCAGAAGUUGCAUGCAUUCAGCAAAAUGUCCGGUGUUCCUGUUCAAACAUUGUUCCAGACUGCCUGGGGUAUUGUCUUGCGAUGCUACACCGGCUGUGACGAUGUCUGCUUUGGCUUCUCCACGGAAUCGGACGCACAAUGCAUCUCGGUCUGCCGUCUCAUGCUGAGCAACGACCGUAAAUUGGAAGAGACACUCCAGCAGUCCAAGGCCCAAUUCGAGAAGGGUCGCGAGAACUUCGCUGAUCUUGCUGUCAUCAAGCAUCACCUCGGUCUUGACGAUGCUAGUCUUUUCAACACUCUCCUCACCUACCGCACUGCAUCCUCCCUCCCCCAAGGCGAUCCGGGCGACUCGGACACAAUCAAGGAUUUCAAGAUCGCUGUAGCGGCUGUUGUUUCCACUACUGUUGCUGAGAUCCAUUUCACCUACUCCUCCGAUACUCUCACCUCUGCCCAAAUCACACACAUUAUUGAUGCUUUCGACCACAUUUUGAAUGGCAUGAUGUCUUCCAGCCCCCGUUACCGCACCAUCGGCGAUCUGGAUUUGUUCCCCGAAAGGUCCUGCCGUCAAAUUCGUGACUGGAAUGCUACUCUUCCACCUAGAAUGGAUAGGUGUGCGGACGAGCUCAUCCAGCAGCAAGCUCUCCUUCAUCCCCGCGCUGAAGCCGUUUGCUCCUGGGACAAAAACUUCACCUAUGGCCAAUUGGAAAUAGUUGCUAGUCGUCUUGGACGCUUUUUGACAAACUCGGGAGUCAAGCCUGAAGUCUUUGUUGUUUUGUGUUUCGAGAAGUCGGCGUGGGCUGUUGUCGCUCAACUGGCUGUUCUGAAGGCUGGCGGUGCUUUUGUCUCUAUUGAUCCUUCUCACCCUGACUGUCGUUUGCAAAUGUUGAUCGAUGAGAUUGGCGCCGAUCUCGUUCUCUGCUCCUCAUCUCUUCAGCCAAAGCUUGCUAAGCUGUGCAAGAAGGCAUUUGGCGUCUCCCAAAACUCCAUCUCCCAGCUUCCCGAAUCCCCUCUUGCUCUUUCUGGUGUCCGACCCACCCCCCAAAAUGCCGCCUAUGCUAUCUUCACAUCCGGUACCACCGGAAAGCCGAAAGCGACUGUGGUCGAGCAUGUUGCCUUGAGUACGACCGCGAUUGCCAUGAUGGACGCUCUUCACAUGAACUCUGGCACUCGUGCACUUCAAUUCUCCAACUAUACCUUCGACGUCAGCGUUCUUGAGAUUAUAAUGACUUUGAUGACCGGUGGUUGUGUUUGUGUGCCCAGCGAGGAAGAACGGAUGAACAACCUUGGUGGUGCCAUUCGGCGCAUGGAAGCCAACUACAUGUCUUCACCUCCUGCAAUCGUCAAUACCUUGGAGCCGAAGACUGUCCCCACCUUGAAGACGAUCAUCACUGGUGGUGAAAAGAUGCCCGCAAACCACAUUGACCGCUGGCAUGAUCGGUUUGUUAUCAACGCAUACGGUCCAUCUGAAGCCACUGUUGUCGCCACAGUCGGUGUCAAGGUCGAUUGGGAGGGUAAACGCGUCAACGAUGACCCAACCUCCAUUGGUACCGCCGCUAACUGCAGAGUGUGGAUUGUCGAUCCCAACAACUACAACCGUCUGCUUCCCGUUGGUGCCGUCGGUGAGAUGCUCCUUGAAGGAAGUAACAUCGCUCGAGAAUACCUUGGCAACCCAGAAAAGACCAAAGCCGCAUUUGUGGAUGAUCCGACCUGGAGCCACCACAACGGGCUACUAGGGCUGUUUAAGCGCAAAGAUCGCAUGUACCGUACUGGUGAUCUGGUCCGAUACAAUAGUGAUGGUACUAUUGCCUUCAUCUCCCGCAAGGACACUCAGAUCAAGUUCAAUGGACAGCGCAUCGAGUUGGAGGAGAUUGAACACCAGUGUGUUCGCUGCCUGCCUGAGGGCUCUCAAGUUGCCGUUGACGUUGUUAUUCCCCAGGAGCGAACCGUCGCUAAGGGUCUUGCAGCCUUCUUCACCAUUCAUGACCAAGAUUCUUUCCAAGGUGGCAGCACCGAUCAGUUCACUCCCACCAUAUCUGGCGAUGAUCCCCUCCUUCUGCCCAUCUCCGUUUCCAACAUGGAUGCUAUUCAGAAGUUGAAGAGCUCUUUGCCAGAUCUUUUGCCUCAGAGUAUGAUGCCUCGCCUCUUCUUCCCUCUGCGAAACCUUCCGUUCACUUCGUCUGCCAAGAUCGACCGCCGCAGACUGCGUGCCAUGGUGCAGACCUUGUCCAAGGACACUCUCAAGUCAUACAUUACUUUCAAUGCCUCCACCAGCCAAGAAGGGACCUCCACGGACGGUAUCGACGCCAAGCUCCGCGACCUUUGGGAGAAGACCCUCGACCUUGAGGCCGGGUCUGUUACUAAUGAAGACAGCUUCUUUGCUCUGGGUGGAGACUCCUUCUCUGCCAUGAACCUCGUUGGUGCUGCCCAGGCGCAGGGAAUUUCUCUCAACGUUGCCACUAUUUUCAAGUCACCAGUUUUGAUCGACAUGGCAAAGAGCUGCUCUGAAACAACUCAAGCCCCUGUCCCCAAACCAGUUGCUCUUCAGCCCUUCUCACUUCUCCCAUCAUCUAUCGACAUCGACAGUCUCUUGGACGAAGUGACAGAGAACUGCGCCGUGUCAAGGGAUACAAUUUGUGAUGUGUAUCCAUGCAGCGCUGUGCAGGAAGGUCUAUUGACAAUGUCUAUUAAACACCACGGUGCGUACGUUGCGCAGCCAGUAUUCCGCCUUGCCGAUGGUGCCGACAUCAACCGCUUCAAGGCUGCUUGGCAGCAGACGGUCGCAGAUCUGGACAUUCUUCGGACUCGAAUCGUCCACACUGAAGCGAUGAAUUUUGCACAGGUCAUUGUCAAGGAAACGCCCAUCGAGUGGGUACAUGCCGAGUCUUUUGAUGAAUUGCCCCACGAUACCACUGAGCUUCCCAAGCACAACGGUGCUCCUCUGGCAGGAUAUGCAAUAGUUCAGCCUCGAGGAUCUUCAACUUGCUUCUUUGUUUGGUCAGUCCACCACGCGUUGUACGAUGGCUGGAGUAUUCCCCUUAUCUACCGUAGGCUCGAGGAGAACUACACCGCCUCACAGAACAAGAUGCCUGCAACUUCCUAUGGCCUCUUCAUCGAGUACAUCAACAAGAAAGAUAUGGAGGAAUCUGACGCAUUUUGGAAGAAUCACUUGGCGAGCAUGUCGGCCACUCCUUUCCCUCAGAAUAAGAACUCCGUGCCUGAUGCUAUUCGGGCUGGAAAUACUCAACACCACUCCGUGGAGAUUUCGCGACCAGCCAACAGUGUCGACUUCACUCUUCCAGUUCUUCUCCGCGCAGCUUGGGCCAUCGUGGUCUCAACCCAUACUGGCACCGGCGAUGUAUGCUUUGGUGAGACUUUGUCCGGUCGCAAUAUCGAUCUGCCUGGGGUUGGUGACAUUGCCGGACCCGUACUUUCAACCGUUCCUACUCGCAUCAUGGUUGACCAGGAGAUGUCCAUCGUCAAGUACCUCGACCAGAUUCAUCAAUCUACUACCGACAUGAUUCCACAUCUGCAUGCUGGUCUUCAGCGUAUCCGCUCGCUGAACAAUGACGCCUCUGCUGGCUGCGAUUUCCAGAACCUGUUGGUUAUCCAGCCGACCGAAGGUGAGCUGAACAGCAAGAUUUGGAUUGAUGAAAAACGUGAAACCAGCGAAGACUUUUUCACCCACCCACUGGUCAUUGAAUGUGGCAUUUACAAGACACAAAUUUCGUUCACUGUUCACCAUGAUGAGCUCGUCAUCAAUGGAUGGCAGAGCAAGCACCUCACGGAGCAAUUCGGUCAUGUGCUGCGCCAGCUCAUGGCAACCCCCAAGACCAGCACCGGCAAGCUUGCAGAUUUGGAAGUUGUCAGCCCCGAGGACAAGAUGGAGAUUGCUCGCUGGAAUCAACGUGAGAUUCCGUCAGUUGACCGCUGUGUCCAUGACUUCAUCGAGGAGAAAUGUCUGGCGACACCAAAUGCGCCCGCAGUUUGUGCGUGGGAUGGCGAGCUCACCUACAAGGAAUUCUGGAGCCUGGCCUCUUCUUUCGGCAAAUACCUUGUUUCUCGCGGUGUUGGCCCGGAGGUGUUCGUCCCUGUUUGUCUUGACAAAUCUGCCUGGGCGAUGGUGACCCUCAUCAGUAUCCUGAUCGCUGGUGGUGGCUACGUUCCCUUGGAUCCUCAUCACCCCGUUUCUCGACAUGAGGAGAUCUUGAAAGAUGUUGGUGCCAACAUGAUACUUUGCACGCCAAACUACACUAAUCGGUACACUCGAGUGGUGAGAACAGUGAUUCCAAUCAGCAAGGACACUCUGAAGGCGUAUGGCUCUCUCAAUGUUCCAGCCAAAAACCGCACCAAGGUCCAGCCUUCCAAUAUGGCUUAUACACUUUUCACUUCUGGAUCGACUGGACGCGCAAAGGGUAUCGUUGUUGAGCAUCGCAACGCAGUCAGCAGUAUCAUGGCCUUUGCUCCAAUGACUUUGAUGGGACCCCAUUCGCGGGUUUUCCAAUUCGCUUCUCUGACUUUCGACGCCGCCAUCAUGGAAACAUUGGCAAUUUUGAUGAUGGGCGGUUGCAUUUGUGUUCCAAGUGAGGAUGAGCGGCUCAACGACGUGGCUGGUGCUAUUCGCCGGUUGAAUGUUACAUGGACCUUCCUCACUCCAUCGAUUGCAAGCAUCAUUGAACCAUCUUCGGUGCCUUCACUGGAAAUUCUCAUUGUGGGAGGUGAGAAGAUGUCGCAGGAGGUCAUUACCAAGUGGGCUAAUGUCCUUCACUUGAUGAAUGGCUACGGUCCUACAGAGACUGUCGUGUUCGCUGUGGUUGAUACUGCUGUCGCCGCCAGUCGUGAUCCAGCUCGCAUCGGUUAUGGUAUCCCCUGCACCUUGACUUGGAUUGUCGAUGCUGAGAACCACGACCGCCUCGCACCACUUGGCGCCGUUGGAGAGCUUGCGCUUGAAGGUCCAGCCUUGGCCCGGGAAUACCUCAAGAAUCCCGAGAAGAAUGCAGAGUGUUUCAUUCAGGAUCCUGCCUGGGUCAAGGACUUCAAGUCCUCAAUUCCAUCGCCCCGACGAAUCUACAAGACAGGCGAUCUCUGCUAUUACAACCCCGACGGCUCCAUUGAGUACAUCAGCCGCAAGGAUCACCAAGUUAAACUACACGGACAGCGCAUGGAGCUCGGCGAGAUCGAGCACAGGCUUUCUGAACACGAUGCCGUUCGCCACGCAGUUGUCAUUCUGCCCAAGACUGGUCCUCUGAAGCAGCGCCUUGUAACUGUCAUGUCCGCCAACAAGAUCGCCGCUGACAACAAGUUGAUCUCCGACAAACCCUGCGAGCUCCUUGACGAGGAAGAAUUUGACAACAAGGGCCUGCCUAUUCUUGUUGAGGUUCAGAAGACCCUUGAAGCCCAACUCCCUGUCUACAUGGUUCCUCAGACAUGGGCUCUGGUCAAGAAGCUUCCCAUGCUCGUUUCUGGAAAACUGGAUCGGAAGAAGAUCUCCGCCUGGCUCGAGAACAUUGAUGAAGAUUCAUACGAGCGCAUCAUGCAAGAUUUCGACCGGAUGAAGCGUGGCGUUAUCGAAAAGCCACAGCCAGAGCAGGACAAGACUGGCUCCCUCAAGAUCAUUCGUGAGAUCUUUGCGCAGGUUCUCAACAUCUCCCUGCAAAAGGUCAAUGUGGAUCGCUCUUUUGUCAGCCUGGGCGGAGACAGUAUUACCGGAAUGGCCGUGAUAUCGAGAGCGCGAAAGCAGGGCCUGAUUGUCACCCUGAAUGAUAUCUUGCAGUCCAAGUCUGUCAAGGAACUGGCCCAGACUGCCACUUCAAAGACCCCAGCUGCCAGUCAGCGAGAGGAGAAGUCUGGGGAGGGCUUUGGGCUUUCGCCUGUUCAAAAGCUCUACAUGCAGUCCUCAACAUCUCUCAUGGGUGCAGCUCGAUUCAACCAGAGCAUCACUGUGCGCGUCGCCCGGCCAGUUGAAGGCGAAGUGCUCCGCAGGGCAAUUCAGGCUGUGACUAGCCAACAUUCCAUGCUGCAAGCCCGUUUCAGUAAAGGGAAGAACGCAAUUUGGCAACAGAAAACCGUCGGAGAGGUUGAUGGAUCUUACCGCUUCCGCGUGCACUCCGUGACCGACAGUCGUGCAAUGGUCCCCAAGAUUGCUGAAAGCCAGUCCUGCCUGGAUCCGCUCAAUGGACCUAUCUUUGCAGCCGAUCUGUUCAAUCUCCGCAGUGGUGGCCAGGUUCUCUUCCUGGUUGCUCAUCAUCUGUGUGUUGACAUGGUUUCUUGGCGAAUCAUCCUCCAGGACCUUGAGGAGCUCGUCGUCUCUGGAUCCCUGUCUGAUGAGAAGGCUUUGUCUUUCCAGAGCUGGUGCGCCAUGCAGUUUGAGCGCGCAAAGACUCAUGAUUCCGAUUUCUCUUUACCUUUCACCCCAGAGAAGCCAAACUUGGGCUACUGGGGCAUGACCAAUACAGCCAACCAAUAUGGUGACCUCAAAAUCGAGUCUUUCAGCUUGAGUGAGGAUACCACAAAAUUCCUUCUUAACGACUGCCAUGAGGUCUUCGGAACCGAGACUGUUGACAUCCUGCUUGCUGCCAUUGUUCACUCUUUCGGUCUGAUUUUUACUGAUCGCAAUCUCCCUACCAUUUACAAUGAAGGCCACGGUCGCGAGCCUUGGGAUGCAAGCAUUGACCUUUCCAGAACCGUUGGCUGGUUCACAACCAUGACUCCGCUUCUUGUCGACGGAAAACAAGGAACCGUUCUUGACACCAUCAAGCGUGUCAAAGACACACGUCGCAAGAUCACGGAAAACGGCCGCCCCUACUUUGCCAAGAGCCUUCUUGCAUCCGAUCAGCAGUCGUCUGAUGAUUUUGAUGUCCCCUUGGAAAUACUAUUCAACUACCUCGGAAAGCUGCAGCAGCUUGAGCGGGCGGAUUCUCUCUUCCGCCACCAGGGCAGCGUCUUUGACAGCUCGGACUUUGCUGUCGCUGGAGACAUGGGGCCCGAGACAGACCGAUUCGCUCUCUUUGAGCUCUCCGCUAUCGUUGUGAAGGAGCGGCUCAACGUUUCAUUUGCCUACAAUCGCAAGAUGUCCCGAGAGCCCCAAAUCCGCCGCUGGAUCCUGCAGUGCAAGCAGACGCUUGAAAAGGAGAUGUCUGUCCUCAGAAAUACCACCCCAGAGCCCACUCUCAGUGACUACCCUCUGCUGCCUAUCAAUUACAAUGGGCUACAAAUCCUCGCCACGAAUACCUUCCGAAAGCUCAGCAUUCGCAGCAAGAGGGAAGUGGAGGAUAUUUAUCCUUGCUCGCCAAUGCAAGAAGGUCUUUUGCUCAGCCAGCUCCGCGAUCCCACCGCCUACAUGUUCCACACUGUCUUUGAAAUCACGGAUACCCGCUCCGGAAGGGUUGAUCCCGGCAGGCUUGCUCGCUCAUGGCAAAUGCUUGUGGAUCGCCACCCAGUUCUUCGGACUGUCUUCAUUGACAGCAAUUAUAGCGGCGGAUCCUUCGACCAGCUUGUUUUCCAGAAACUGUCUGACAACGUUCUUCGUGUUGAGUGCCUCGAUUCACAAGUCGAAGAGAAGUUGAAGGGCAUCUCACUCCGGGAUAUAAACGCCAUGCGACCAGCCAAGUUGUCACAUCAGCUCACCGUCUGCAAAACUACCAGUGGGCGUGUGCUGGUUAAACUUGAAAUCAACCACGCCAUCAUCGACGGUGGCGGCGUGGAUGUUCUGCUCCGUGAUUUGACUCUGGCUUAUGAUCGACGUCUUGCUGAGGGUUCAGGGCCCAAAUUUAGCGAGUAUAUUCGCUACAUCAGAACCCAGAGCCAGCAUGCCGCCCUCGAUCACUGGAUGGAGUAUCUUGGUGGUGUCCACCCAUGCCACAUUACUCCCGCGGCUGGUCUUCAAGCCAAGCGUGAGCUCAAGGGCGUUUUGAUGGACUUCACGCGAUACCCAGAACUCCUGAGCUUCUGCGAGCAGGCCUCGGUCACUCUGGCCAAUCUGACUUUGUCGGCUUGGGCCAUCGUUCUCCGAGAGGUCACCUGCUCCGACGAUGUAUGCUUUGGAUACUUGUCCGCCGGACGCGAUGCGCCCGUCAACGGAAUCCAGGACAUGGUCGGUAUCUUCAUCAACAUGCUCUGCUGCAGAGUCAAAUUUUCGGGUCAUCAGACCCUCGCUGAUGUCUCGAAGAGGGUCAACGGGGAUUAUAUCCGCAGUAUACCUCACCAGAGCUGCUCCCUCGCCAGCAUCCAACAUGCGCUUGGCUGGCAGGGCCAGUCUCUUUUCAACACUACCCUCUCCAUUCAGAACCACACGGUCGCCGGUGGGAACAAGGAGAAAGGUCUGUCCUUUGAACUACAACAUGCUCAUGACCCUAGUGAGUAUGCCGUUACAGUCAAUGUGGACAUCUCCCGAGGCGCCGAGGGUAUCAUGUUGCGCUACUGGAAUGACAUGGUGAGCGAUGACCAAGCGCAGGGCUUGGUUGAUAGCAUUGCCAAGGUUUUCACCAGCUUUAUCGAGUCGCCAUCUGGAAGUCUUUCAUCCUUGAAGCUCGGGAGCAGUCUUGUGGAGGAACAAAAGUCGGAAUGGGCCAAGUCUCAGUCUACACUGAACGAGAAAGUGAAGUCGGGCAUUGAAGGUUUGGACAGUGCUGCAAUUCAGAAAAUUAUUGACAGCCGGGUGCAUGAGAUCAUCGGUCAGAUGUUAAGAGAUGGAAAGUUGAUGGUGCCGCAUAUGCAACCAGAGAGUUUGUCGCGCUAUGGGCACCCUGAUAAUGGAGUUGAUUCACCGUACCCAUUGGAGGGUAUUCAAGGAGCGGAUGAUUCUGGUGUUUGCUCUGCGACGUCGCGAUCCAGUGAGGACGGAUUUUUGGUGGAUCUUGAGAGAAGAUUAUGGACUCUUUGGAGCACUGCCCUAGGCAUCUCGCCGAACGUUGUCAGACAUCAGGACAGUUUCUUCAAAUUAGGUGGUGACAGUAUCACUGCGAUGAAGAUGGUCAGCGCUGCCCGCGAGGACGGUUUGGUUCUUACUGUUGCAGAUGUUUUCAACAACCCUGUUUUCGAGGACAUGCUUGCGACCGUUCGUGCAUCCAAUGUCACUCAGCAAAUCUUGGAUGUCGAUCUGAAGCCUCCUCACAAGGACGUCGAUUCUUUCACCGACAGCAAACCCACCACAUUGGCGCCAACUCCGUCUUCUGAAAGUAUCUCCGUCCUGCGGCCGAUGAGGGCUUUCGAUGAUGCUUCGGUGCAGACUGGUAUCUGUCCAAAGAUCGGUGUCUUCAAAGGUGGUAUUGCAGAUGUCCUGCCAGUCACCGAUUUCCAGGCCAUGUCCUUGACUGCAACUCUGUUCAAGUCGCGAUGGAUGUUGAACUAUUUCUUCCUGGAAGGCAACGGACCUUUGGACCUGCGACGUCUCCGCGAGAGCUGCUUGAAGGUCGUUGACGCGUUCGAUAUCCUACGAACCGUCUUCGUUUGCUUCCACGACCAAUUCUUCCAGGUCGUGCUUCGCAAGAUUCGUCCCAGUAUCUUUGUCUACGAGACUGACCGUGGAAUGGACGAGUUUACGAUGAACUUGCAGCAGCGUGACCGUGAAUAUGGUCCUCGCGAGGGAGAGCAGUACGUACAAUUCUACGUCGUCAAGAAGAAGAACAGUGAUGAGCACCGCAUCAUGAUUCGCCUUUCUCACACCCAGUACGAUGGUGUGUGUCUUUCAAAGAUCAUGUCCGCCAUCAAGCUUGGAUAUGAAGGCAGCCCCCUCCCUCCUGUGACACCCUAUGCUAGUUAUCUGCGCCAACUUCCAGGUACAAUCGGACCGGACCAUUACAACCACUGGUCAAACCUCUUGAAGGACUCGCAAAUGACGCAGGUUGUGCGUCGCAAGGGAACUUCCAUGUUCCAGAAUGUGGGUGCUUUCACUGAAAUUCGCAAGAACAUUGAGAUUCCUCCCACCGCUCUUGGAAAUGUCACUGUCGCAACUGUCAUGCAGGCUGCUUGGGCUAUCACCUUAGCCAAGCUGUCCGCCCAGUCUGAUGUGGUCUUUGGCCUGACAAUCAGCGGUCGCAACGCUACCGUUCCAGGCAUUGAGACUACUGUUGGGCCCUGCGUCAACGUCAUUCCAGUACGCGUCAAGUUUGAUGAAAAAUGGAAUGGUCUUGAACUUUUCCGCUACCUUCAGGAUCAGCAAGUUUCAAACAUGCCGUUUGAGUCCCUUGGCUUCCGGGAGAUUAUCAAGCAGUGCACAGACUGGCCUGCAUGGACGUAUUUCACCACAUCGGUGUUCCAUCAGAACGUUGACUAUGAGGGCUCCCUCGAGCUCGACAGCACAAAGUAUCGCAUGGGUGGUGCCGGAGUCAACGACAACUUUGCAGACUUGACUCUGGUUUCUCGUCCUGCAGACGAUCGCAGCCUCAGCGUCACUCUUGGAUACUCCGAGAAGGGUCCCAUCAUUCCAGCCUUUGCGAACAAGGUUCUCGACAUGGUCUGCGAGAUUGCACAGUCUCUAGUCGCAAACCCCUCCACUGCCCUGCCAUCGCCAAGCAUGUUGCGCUCUCUGCCCCCUCAGAUUGUGGAUGACCUACCACGGUCCUCGGAUGAACACUUCCUCAGCGCUCACCUCAAGUCACGCUCCAUUGCCGAGUUGCUUGUACACUCAGACAUCUUGUCACGCUCAUGGCAUCAAGUUCUUCCCAGCCGUGCAUCCACUAUCACAGCGGAUCCCGAUGCUGGUGACAAACCCAAUCACCAGGCUGCCUUCCAACUUGACUCAUCAUUCUUCGAUCUUGGCGGUGACAUCUUCAACAUGGCUCAGCUCACAUGGCUUCUCGAGCAAGAAGGUCUCAAAGUCCGACUCGAAGACCUUCUUGAGCAUCCUUCAUUCCUUGGCCAGAUGGCUGUACUAGCACUACACAAUGUAAAGCACCAGGAUGACUUCCCUCCUGAGUUUGCUGCUAACGCAAACUCGCCUGACCCAGUCGCCAAUACUCGUGGUGAAAAGAAGAAGACUUGGGAGAAAGCCAUGAUGCUCGCUCGCAAGCUGACGCGGCGAAACAACAUGGUCUCAAGCCAUGCCUGA
Messenger RNA from Penicillium subrubescens, 18180 nucleotides. RefSeq lists its product as uncharacterized. The coding region runs from base 1 to 18180 and encodes 6059 amino acids. The transcript is spliced from 8 exons. The record is from RefSeq and is a predicted model, not a curated record. Lineage: Eukaryota; Fungi; Ascomycota; Eurotiomycetes; Eurotiales; Aspergillaceae. Gene Ontology annotation, molecular function: phosphopantetheine binding; catalytic activity.